This is a messenger RNA of Dermacentor silvarum, 3276 nucleotides long. RefSeq lists its product as uncharacterized. NCBI's taxonomy places the organism in Eukaryota, Metazoa, Arthropoda, Arachnida, Ixodida, Ixodidae. The record is from RefSeq and is a predicted model, not a curated record. Gene Ontology annotation, cellular component: mitotic spindle midzone; mitotic spindle astral microtubule; nucleus. The transcript has 3 exons. The coding region runs from base 219 to 2813 and encodes 864 amino acids. Gene Ontology annotation, molecular function: ATP binding; ATP hydrolysis activity; microtubule binding. Gene Ontology annotation, biological process: mitotic sister chromatid segregation; microtubule depolymerization; microtubule-based movement.
CGCGCCGGGUGCCCGACUGGACAAUCGCCAUCUUAGAUCAUCACGCCCGCGUCUUUGGUCAGGCCGGAUCCCUCGAAAUCGAUACGCUCUACCACGCAGAAAUCUACAGUGGUGCCGCCAGACCUCAGGAGGCGUUCUAACGAGACCGCGCACUCAUCAGCCCCGAAAAGCCGCCGCUCGAACAAGGACCCCCUGUCGCCCGGGAUAUACGCCUGACCAUGCCAGUGAGCAUGCGCCUACUGAGCGAUCGUGACUCCGAGACCACAAGCUUCGUCCUCGUGGUCAUCACGCCCGCGCCCAUGGUAAGGCUGACUCCCGCAUCAUCGAGGCACCCUACCAUGGAGGAAUCUACAAUGGUGUCGCCAAACCGCAAGAGACGUUCUAACGAGGCCGCGCAGUCGUCAGCCACGAAACGUCGCCAAUCUAAAAAAGACCCUCCGUCGCCCGGGGUACGGGUGAACGUGGCAGUGCGUGUGCGCCUACUGAGCGUUCGUGACUUUCAGACCGCAAGCAUCGUCCGCGUGCUGGGCGACAGGUGCCAUGCGCUCGACCCCAAGGCCGAGGCGGAGUCUUUCCAUUUUCGAGACGGGGCUAACGUCAAGCCCAAUGAAGACCAAACGUUCAUGUUUGGUCAGUUCUUUGAUGAAAGAGAAGACAAUGUGUAUGUAUGUGAGAACACCACCAGGGGCAUGCUGACGAUGCUCUUUGAAGGGUGCAAUUGCUCUGUGUUACGGUGCAUUUCGACUGGCGCAGACAAAGCUUUCGCAUUGCUGGGCUCCGAGGAAUGCCACGGAGUGGUCUCCCUCAUGGCCAGCGAGUUUUACCAGCGCGUGGACAAGCUGCGGUCAGAGGGCCAGACAUGCGACGUAGCAGUCACCUGUCUGGAAGUCUACAUCAAGGUUGUUGAAGACCUGCUUUGCCUCGACCCGGCCAAGGUCAUUGCCAUAUUGAACCUCACCACACACAAGGUAAAGGAGGCUGGCACCCUUCUCGAGCCGCUCUUGAAAGGAAAGGACCGGACGCAGCAUGCCACCGAUGCUAAUGCUGAGUCUUCAUGGUCGCACGCCAUCUUCCAGAGCUACGCCACAGUGACGGAGAAUGCGACAAGCACGAGCAAGGAAACUCGCGUCUCGAUGUGCUCUGUUGACCUUGCCGGCUCGGAGCGCGCAGCUGCGGCCAGUAGGGACCCAGAGGAUCAGGUGCGCGAGGGUACCAAGCUCAAGCUGUCGCUCCUGGCCCUCGGCAACUGCAUCGACGCCCGCCCGAAGAACGGGACUCAGCAAGUGCCGUACCAGGACCCCAAGCUGACGCACAUUCUCAAGGACUCGCUGGGUGGCUCGGCAACCGUGCCCAUCGACAAGUACAAGCACAAGGUCGAAGGCCUUCAGCGUAAGCUCUUGAAGGUGAAAUUGAGGAAGGCUGUAGUUGAAGAUGAGAUCGUCACGGCCGCGUCUUUGGUCAGGCUGGAUCCCUCAACAUCGAUACACUCUACCACGCACGAAUCUGCAGUGUUGCCGCCAGACCUCAGGAGGCGUUCUAACGAGACCGCGCACUCGUCGGCCCCAAAACGCCGCCCAUCAAACAAGGACCUGCUUUCGCCCGGGGUACACCUGACCAUGUCAGUGCGCAUGCGCCUACUGAGCUAUCGUGACUCCGCGACCGACAGCAUCGUCCUCGUGGACAUGACGCCCGCGCCCACGGUAAGGCCGACUCCCGCAACAUCGAGGCACCCUACCACGAAGGAGUCUGCAAUGGUGUCACCAAACCGCAGGAGACAUUCUAGCGAGGCCACGCAGUCGCCAGCCACGAAACGUCGCCAAUCGAGGAAAGACCCGCCGUCGCCCGGGGUACGGGUGAACGUGGCAGUGCGUGUGCGCCUACUGAGCCUUCGUGACCUUGAGACCCCAAGCAUCGUCCGUGUGCUGGACUACAGGUGUCAUGCGUUCUACCCCAAGACCGAGGCGGAGUCUUUCCAUCUUCGAGAUGGGGCUGACACCACGCCCAAUGAAUACCAAACGUUCAUGUUUGAUCAUUUCUUGGAUGAAACAAACGACAAUGUUUAUGUGUGUGACAACACCACCAGGGGCAUGCUGACGAUGCUCCUUGAAGGGUGCAAUUGCUCUGUGUUUGCGUGCGUUUCUGCGGGCACCGACAAAGCUUUCGCAUUGCUGGGCUCCGAGGAAUGCCCCGGAGUGGUCUCCCCCAUGUCCAGCGAGUUGUACCAUCGCGCGCCCAAGCUGCAGUCCGAGGGCCAGACAUGCGACGUAGCAGUCGCCUAUCUAGAAGUCUACAACGAGGUUGUUCGCGACCUGCUGUGCCUCGACCCGUCCAAGAGCAUUGGCCUAUUGUACCUCACCCUACACAAGGUGAAGGAGACCGGUACCCUCCUCGAGCCGCUCUUGAAUGGAAAGAACCGGACGCAGCAUGCCACCGACGCUAAUGCUGAGUCAGCGUGGUCGCACGCCAUCUUCCAGAGCUACGUCACAGUGACGGAGAAUGCGACAAGCACGAGCAAGGAAACUCGCGUCUCGAUGUGCUCUGUUGACCUUGCCGGCUCGGAGCGCGCAGCUGCGGCCAGUAGACACACAAAGGAUCAGAUGCGUGAGUGUACCAAGCUCAACCUGUCUCUCCUGGCCCUCGGCAACUGCAUCGAUCCCCACUCGAAGAACGGGAGUCAGCAGGUGCCGUUACAGGACUCCAAGCUCACCCACAUCCUGAAGGACUCUCUGGGUGCCUCGGGUAACGCCCUUGUGAUUGGGACAGCGACGGCGUUGAAGCUCAGCUGCACGCGAACGUACAACACCACGAGCUGAGCGGGCCAUGAAGAUUGAGCUACAGGCCAAAAAGAAUGUCCCCAAUGUGAACAUUCGUAUGUCCAUCCAUCUUAAGCGCGCUCAUCAAGGAGUACAAGCAGAAGGUGGAAGGCCUUGAGCGUAAGCUCUAGAAGCUGGAUAUGGGGCAGGCUGUAGUUGAGGCUGUGGUGAGAGAGCUCAGAGACCAUCCGGUAGCCUAGACGCCCUGCUGCAAGCUUAGGCGACCAGCGGCGGUGACAGUGGUACAGCGACGUCUAACGACGUCCUUUUCACAACUCCCGUCCUGUCGCCCAGCUCGGAGAUGGGGCCCACUCUUGGAAUCGCGAGCACUCGAGCCUAGUUCGUGCUGUGUCGCAUAGUGAUAUGCGUUGAAGAACAGUCAUGCAUGUGAAAGAGCAUCCUCUCGAGCCGCUCGGGACUUAUUGGGGGAGACUCUGUGCGCCUCUAGACUAGUAUCUGAUAG